Messenger RNA from Camelina sativa (false flax), 754 nucleotides. Its product is annotated as F-box protein At4g05010. NCBI's taxonomy places the organism in Eukaryota, Viridiplantae, Streptophyta, Magnoliopsida, Brassicales, Brassicaceae. Gene Ontology annotation, molecular function: protein binding. The record is from RefSeq and is a predicted model, not a curated record.
AUGGACUUGGACAUAAACCGGAUCAAAACUAAACACGCUGAUCCAUUUGAGCUUUUUAUUCUUUCUUUUUUUUUCCAAUUCUUCCUUAAUUUAAUUUUUUUCCUCUCUCUAAUCAAAUCUUUAGUUUCAGAUUCUGAAAACGAUUUACAUAAUCUUUUUAGUUUCUUACUUCUGUUACGAAGAAAAAUAAAAUCUUUCUUGGAUAUUUUGAUUCGAGUGCUUUGUCAUGUGGAUCACGAGGACCUAGACACACUAAAACGAGUAUCUAAAACUAUACGAAAAGCUGUAAUAGAAGCGAAGAAGUCGCAUUUUGAUUAUAGCACACCAAAAAAGAGACUUCCAUUUAGAGACGCGGUAUUAAUCAUGGAGGAAGAUUCAAAUUCGAAUUGGGAUUCGAGUAGUCAAAGUGAUGAAAUGGAGCCACCUAAUGCACCAAUUAGAAGGAGGACUAUUAAUCGAGAAUCUGAUUUGUCCAAGAUCUCUAUGGUAUUGUUUAAAUGAUGAUUGAAGAAAGAAAGAAAGAAAGAAAGAAAGAAAGAGGCUCGAUCUCAGCUAACUUUGUGUGCAGAAGACAGAACAUGACGAAAGAACAAGAAGAAGACAUAGAAGAGUUUGCUUUUGCUUCAAUUCUUAUUCGUUGAAGCUUUUCUAAUUAUUAUGUUUACUGAUCAUCAUGUGAAUAUAACAAAUUAUUUGCAGACUUUGGAAGGUUUAUUAAAUAUAUUAUUUGUGAAUAAAAUUAUGUUUUCAUAUA